GUGGAAACCACAGUAGAGUUUCACAGUGACCAGUCUUGGCAGCAUAUAUCAGCAAUAUAUAGCCUCGAGUAACUUGCAACAUCUCACAGUUGCUCUUAGUAACUCAGCGUCUACAGUCCUACAUCUGUGUCUACUUUCUCAGUCUUGAAAAUGAAAGUCACUCUACUCCUUGCGCUGGUGUGUGCGUGUGUAGUGGCUGUGUUGGGUAGUGUCAACCCGCAUGCCUCGACUUACCGCCCACCAAGGGUCAAGAGGGAUGAUGGCGGCUGGGCGGUGGGGGCAGACACCACGAGGAACGGCGGCACUGUGGUGCGGGUUGACAGUAACAAGAAAUGGGACGUCACAAAUGACGGUAGGGUACAAGCGGAGGUUCACGGCCACUGGGAGAGGACUUACGGAGGCCCCAACAACGGCCAGAGAGACCGCGGUGUUGGCGGCAGCAUCGGUGGAUCUUGGGGCAAAUAAUUUAAUUGAUGUUUGUUGGAAUCAAAAUUCCAUUUUUUGGUUUUUAAUUUGUAAAAUAUAGUUUACAUGUAUUUAAACUAUAACAAAAUUGUUCCUAAUUUUCAAUUCUUAAUAGAUUUUAAAAAUCUAGCACCAAUAGUGUUACUUGAUAUUCAAGUAUAAUGAGUGUAAAUAUGGUUUGAUUGUUUUAUGUUUUAAUAAAAAAUUGUGAAUUCGUA
Homalodisca vitripennis (glassy-winged sharpshooter) is the source of this 683-nucleotide messenger RNA. RefSeq lists its product as uncharacterized. NCBI's taxonomy places the organism in Eukaryota, Metazoa, Arthropoda, Insecta, Hemiptera, Cicadellidae. The record is from RefSeq and is a predicted model, not a curated record. The coding region runs from base 151 to 465 and encodes 104 amino acids. The transcript is spliced from 2 exons.